Messenger RNA from Apis cerana (Asiatic honeybee), 1017 nucleotides. RefSeq names its product lipase member H. Gene Ontology annotation, molecular function: serine hydrolase activity; lipase activity. The record is from RefSeq and is a predicted model, not a curated record. NCBI's taxonomy places the organism in Eukaryota, Metazoa, Arthropoda, Insecta, Hymenoptera, Apidae. Gene Ontology annotation, biological process: lipid catabolic process.
UAUUGAAGAUACAUUCUUUUAGAAUCACAAUAUAUAUAUAUAUAUAUAUAUAUAUAUAGAUAGAUAGUAUACGUGUGUGUUAUAAUCAUUUUUUAAUAAAAUUAAUAAUGUCAAAGAUAUACAUUUAUCUCUAUUUAAUUUUUUUCUUAAUUCAUAAAAACGUAAUUAAUGCAAUGUGUUAUGAAGAAAAUAAUCCUACGUUCGUUACGAAGAUUUAUCUGAAAGUUUAUAAAGGAAGCAGCUUAAAUCCUAUAUUUUUUCCAUACACGCUCACAAAUCUGGAAAAUAUUAGCGAUAUCAUUUUGAUUGAUCAAGACAGUAUUCUCUAUAUACACGGAUUCUUGGAGAAUUCAGAAAUGGAAAACGUGCAAAUACCAAUUAAAUUUUAUUUAGACAAGGGAGACGUGAACGUAAUAUUACUUGAUUGGGGAAACAUAGCAUUUAAUAUUAAUUACUUUCGCGUGUCAAAUAUGAUUCCUAUGAUAGGAAAACUCGUUGCUAAAUCCUUGACAGAACUUCACAAAAUAAUUAAUUUGAAUAAAUUACAUGUGAUUGGACAUUCUUUGGGUGCUCAUAUAGCUGCUCAUAUUGGACGAUCUAUGAAAAUUAUUCUUAAUCGAAUAACAGGAUUAGAUCCAGCAUUUCCACUCUUUUAUCCUUCUGAAUGUCACUUGAGGUCAAGCGAUGCCAAAGCUGUCGUUAUCCUUCAUACUGAUGGUGGAUUUUAUGGAACGCCUUUCAAUACGGGAACUGUUGAUUUUUAUGCAAACAAGGGGAUUAGUCCUCAACCGGGUUGUCCUCCAACCAUCGGAAGAGGUAGAUUAUUUGUCGUUAAGUCAUUCUAGUGGUUCAUUGUCAUAAUAUAGAAAAUUUUAAAAACGACCAAAUACGACACUGAUAAUUGUCUGAUAAUUAUCAUUAUAAUUUAUAAAAGAUGUAUUUACGUUGUUUGCUUAUAAUAAUCAUUGUCAUCUAUUACAAGUGGCCAAGAAGAUAAAUCAUUUAAUGCAAGUAAAA